This is a messenger RNA of Patiria miniata (bat star), 5534 nucleotides long. Its product is annotated as E3 ubiquitin-protein ligase HECW1-like. Gene Ontology annotation, molecular function: ubiquitin-protein transferase activity; protein binding. The transcript has 27 exons. The record is from RefSeq and is a predicted model, not a curated record. Lineage: Eukaryota; Metazoa; Echinodermata; Asteroidea; Valvatida; Asterinidae. Gene Ontology annotation, biological process: regulation of dendrite morphogenesis. Bases 312 to 5426 code for a protein of 1704 amino acids.
UGCGCAAAAUAGAAGUCAACACCGUCCGUACGCUGCUGCUGAUCGUGAUCGAAUUAAAUAUUGAAUUUGAACCAAACUUUGGGAUUAUUUUCAACAUCGAUGUGUAGAUACCAAGCUACGUUCAGUCACAAUGACGUCCUGAAUUCAUCAUAUUCUCCAACUGCAUCUCACAUGAUUAAAUCGGAUCUCCGUAAUCAACAUCACAUGUGUUUUUGAACCUUCCGAGGAAUUUGAUUCGUUGGAGUCAUCAGUUAACUGCCACACUUGGACGAGUAUAAGGGGAACGGCCUUCAAGGUUUCCAUCCACUAUUAUGACUGAUCGCGAGGCGCUCAAAAUGGCAGCAAAUCCGGGCCUCGCGAACCCCGGCCCGGCCCCCCUCGCGGGGUCCGAGGCCCACGACCGACUGGGCCUGUUCGCCACGCUGCAGCACAUACCGACGCUGCGGCGCAUCCGGCGUCUGUCGGUCCACGACCGCUCCAACAGCGAUUCCAACCUGGCCCACCCGGACCUGCAGCGCUGGUCAAUGUCCAGUCUGAUGGUCAACAAGCACGAGGUCACGCUGGAGCCGGACACCCAGCUCAUCGUAUACUGGGACAUCAAGGAUAGUGUCAGUGCGAGCGACUGGAUCGGACUCUACCUUGAAGGGAGUUUUGCAAGAGAGAAUUCACCGACCAAUUUUCAGAGCUUCAAAAACAGAGGACUAAGCGCAACUCACAAGGGGCAGAUCGUGUGGCACAUGGACUCAGAAACGUGCUUCAGAAAACCUGUCACCAGAGUUUGUUUCAAGUAUUACCACGGGACGACGGGGGAGCUCCGUGCUGUCACGCCGACGAUAACGGUCCGGAACCCGAACGCUAGCGAGACAGAAGACUCCACCCCAGACAAUGGACCACUCUUCAAUAUUUCCAUCAGUGAUCUGAAAGGCAUCGGGUUGAAGAAGGGUAUGUUCUUCAACCCGGACCCCUACAUCAAGUUCUCCAUCCAGCCCGGCCGGAAUCACAACCUGCCGCUGUCUGACAGUCAUUACGAUCAGGACCAGAGGACGUCCAUCGCUGAGAAAACAGUCAUGCCAUCGUGGGAUGAUCAGGAGUUUCACUUCAGAGCGGCCCGCACCGACGUCCUUGAGAUGGAAGUAAAGGACAAGUUUGUGCGAUCGCGGCCGAUCAUCAGUCGCUUUCUGGGUCGGUUGGCCAUUCCCAUCCAGCGCCUCCUGGAGAAAGCAGCUCUCGGAGAGCGGACAGUGACCUACAACUUGGCCAAACGGCAUCCCUCCGACCAUGUCAGUGGCUGCCUGACAUUCACAGUGGAGAUUGACCAGGAAGACAGCCCCGAGAAUGAAUCUGUUGCCAAUGGUGAUGAGGAGCACGUUGCAGAUCAUGUGACCCGGUCCGCAUCAGUCCCCGCCAUCGCAAGCCUACAGGAAGAGCUCGACUCCCGAAACCGGGCCGGCACUCUCCCUUCACCCACCCGCCCCUCGGCUGGUGCCCAUCACGCGGCCGCGGACCGAACAAUAUCAGCGCCUUCCACCUUCCACCCGGGCAGUGUUAUACGAGCGACCAAUGGCAGAGCACCCGAGACGCCGACGGAGGACAUAACGCAUCCAAUUACUCACGAGCAGCUGUCUGCUGCUGCACGGCAGACGAACACUCAAUCUAUCGGUGAUAUACAGAGUAUACAGUGUUCUUUAAUACUGCCGGACAAAGGCGCGUCAAACGAUAACGAUAGAGUUAGAGUGGGAUCAGUGAGGCACACCUCGCCGAGUAGACCGACCGAACUCAAAUUACUUAUACCUGGGUCAAAGGGCACGACCUCGCAACCUGAUGUCGUCGCGCCUGCGGUGGCCACCCAGACUUCCCCAUCGCCGCAACCGACUAGCGAUGCCCCAAAGGGGAGAACUAUGCAAGCCACGAGAUCUCAUCAAGCUAAAGCGCAAACUCCCGAUGUGGUGGAGGAAGCCAUGUUUCCGUUAACGCUGGACGAUUCCGAAUUGGAUCACGCUAGUGCAAGUAACGAUACACGAUCUGAGCUCUCGAACGAUUUGGACGAAGUAUCAGAUCGGCGUGCGUCAGCGGAUGGGAGUAGCCUAUCGCGUCGGUCGCGCGAGCUCCAAAACACGGGCUUGAGUUCCUCUUUGCCUUCCAAGCCACAUUCCACGUCGGCGUUGGCCGCAGAUCGCCUGCUUAGUAACGAGAACCUCGUCGCUCGCGCCUUUCUCAGUUCCUCCCCGUUGAGAAUUCACCAGUCCUCUUCCAACUCGCCCAGCACGUCGCCGCUUGGUUCUCCGGCAAGCAGGCGCCGCGCCAUCAGCGACAUUGCCCUCCAGAGAGAAAUUGAGGAGGAAGUCAGCCGACUACGGAUGCGUUCGUCGACAGCUAUGCCCAACCGCGAGCCGGAAACGCCUACCAACACUCCAGUCGGUACCCCGCAAGUCGAUUCCCACUUAACCGAGCACAGUGCUGUGGCGAAUGUGAAUCUGAAACAAGCCAGUGCAGACGUAACAGCUGUGCCCAAGAACAAGUCCACACAAGUGGUUAGACCGUCGGCAAAUUUGGCUGAAAAUACGGAAACUGUCGCUGCCGGUCCGAGGAACAAUAACAACAGCCAGACGCAGCCAGCGAACAGCGCAUCGGUGGAAACGGCGUCGGUUUCGAACGCCGCCGAUCCGACGAGCAUCGAGGGCGCCAGCACCACCUUAGUGACAAUGAGCCAGAACAGUAUUACCCAAUCAGAGGCUGGGAGUGAAGCCUCCCCAGAGGGCACGGUGUCGUCCCACGGCGACGCCCGGUCCACCACGGAGUCGGAGAGCUUCGAGUCAGGAACGAGUCACUCUGCGGGAUCAGAAUCCUCGGAUCUGAACGCAAGAGGAGGGGACUCAACCCAUCCUGACGAACAGGCGUCAGCAAAUGGGGCAGCCGGGAAAGGCGACAACGUCUGGCAACGUAGGAAAAAGUACAAGUCUUCUAGACCAAGUCUAAGAGUAAACAUCACGGGCGUUACCUCAGAUAGCACCGACAUCGAUGCUGAGCGCACCCCCACCACACCCGUACUCACCCCUCAGCGCGUGACUUACCAACGCUAUGAGCUACCAGUAGGCGAAGAACCCCUUCCUGAAAAUUGGGAGGCUCGUAUUGACCAAUACGGCCGCGUCUUUUACAUCAACCACGUGCAGCGCACCACGACCUGGACCAAACCAAAGAUCAGCAACGCUACCCAGCAGGAGCACCAAGACAGAGACUCCAGACAGAGCAGGCAGCAACUCGACAGAAGAUACCAGAGCAUCCACCGAACUCUGCAAAGACAAGACAACGUUUUAGAAGAGAGCUCGUCCGCUUCAACAUCGACAGACAGCAUUCCAGAGAUUCAGUCCCCUAGAGGGCGCCAUUCGUUCCUGGAGGCACCGGCCGUCAAGUUCAUCACCAGACCGGACUUCUUCACUAUCCUGCAUUCUAAUGCUGAAGCCAAGCAGAUGUUCCAGCGUAACACCUCGGUCAAGCACAUGGUCAAUCGCAUCCGGCGAGACCCGGGCAAGUUCUCGGACUACCAGCACAACCGGGACCUGGUGGCGUUACUCAAUCUGUUUGUGGAACAACAGGCCGAGUUGCCCAGGGGAUGGGAGAGCAAGCACGACAAGUCUGGCAAGGUGUUUUUCAUCGACCACACGUCCCACUGUACCACCUUCAUCGAUCCCCGUCUUCCCUUAGAGGUGACUGAUCCGACGGCCAGUCUGCUCCAAGCCCCUAGCAGGGGGCGGAUGAGAAGCCGUAGUGAAGGGGAGGGCAUCAUCGAUGCCGCUAACGAAGCAAACUCCGCAGCCGGAGCAGCGUCGGGUCUCACAAGGAACCAAUCAGGUCCUCCGGUUCAGCCGCGGCCCGUGGAGACGCUACGGGGAGACCAGCCCACUAGAGGCAAGGAUGAAGCUGUUCCAAUGGCAUAUAAUGAGAAGGUGGUGGCAUUCCUACGGCAGCCCAACAUCAUGGAUAUCUUGAAGGAACGCAAGGGAGACCUCAGCACCAACCCUAAACUCAGAGACAAGCUACAUCUCGUCAGGCAGGAGGGCAUCGCGGCCCUGGAGAGACUCAGCAACGACGUGGAGCUCAUCAUUCUAUUGAGUCUGUUCGAGGAUGACGUCAUGAGCUACACAACCACCGUGCCUCAGGCUGCCUCUCAGCUCCGCUCCUCCCUGGCCAACAUCUCCCCACACAACACGCCCCAGCCGUCUCCUCACUCAUCGCCAGUAGUGAGCCGGGCCAACGCAAGAGCCCCCGCACCGUAUCGCAGAGACUUCGACGCCAAACUACGUGGGUUCUACCGGAAAAUGGAGGCCAAGGGAUUCGGGCAGGGACCGACCAAGUUGAAGCUUACGAUAAGACGAGACCACCUUCUUGAAGACGCCUUCGGCAAGAUCAUGGCCAUCAGCAGGAAGGACAUCCAGAAAUGCAAACUCUUCAUCUGCUUCCCUGGAGAAGAAGGGUUGGAUUAUGGCGGCCCGUCCCGAGAGUUCUUCUUCCUCUUAUCCCGAGAGCUCUUCAACCCAUACUACGGCCUGUUUGAAUACUCCGCCAUCGACACCUAUACCGUACAGAUCAGCCCCAUGUCGGCCUUUGUGGACAACUACCUAGAUUGGUUCCGUUUCUGCGGCCGCGUGAUCGGCCUCGCCAUCAUCCACCAUUUUCUCCUGGACGCGUUCUUCACCCGUCCCUUCUACAAGGCCCUCCUGCGAUCAGCCAGCCACCUCUCGGACUUAGAGUCCCUGGACGCCGAGUUCUACCAGAGUCUACUCUGGACGAAGGAUAACGACAUCACAGAUGUCUUGGACCUUGCGUUCACUGUCGAUGAAGAGACUUUCGGCCAGUUGGUUGAGCGGGAACUCAAGCCCAACGGCAAGAACAUCCCUGUGACAGAGAAGAAUAAGAAGGAGUACAUUGACAGGAUGGUGAAGUGGAGGAUAGAGCGAGGGGUGGUGGACCAGACCGAUAGCCUGGUCAGAGGGUUCUAUGAGGUUGUGGACACCAGGUUGAUCUCCGUCUUCGAUGCCAGAGAACUGGAGCUGGUCAUAGCUGGCACGGCAGAAAUUGACAUCCACGACUGGCGGAAACAUACCGAGUACAGAGGAGGUUACCAGGAUAAGCACCAUAUCAUCAAUUGGUUCUGGACGGCGGUGGAGUGUUUUGACAACGAGCGGCGACUGCGGCUGCUGCAGUUCGUGACCGGCACGUCCAGCAUCCCUUACGAAGGGUUCGCGGCUCUGAGGGGCAGCAACGGGCCGCGGAAAUUCUGCAUCGAGAAGUGGGGGAAAGUCACAAGCCUUCCAAGGGCCCACACUUGCUUCAACCGACUGGACCUCCCUCCCUACACGUCCUAUGCAAUGCUGCUGGAAAAACUGGUCAUUGCGGUGGAAGAAACGAGUACAUUCGGAAUAGACUAGACCCCAAAUGUGUGAUCACACGAUUCUCCAUGGACAUACUGCACACCUUGAAGCUGUAUCGUUUGUAAACACAGGCAAGAUUGGCCUCCACUAUACCCUGACCUCAAA